Messenger RNA from Stereum hirsutum FP-91666 SS1, 1443 nucleotides. Its product is annotated as FAD/NAD-P-binding domain-containing protein. The coding region runs from base 1 to 1443 and encodes 480 amino acids. Gene Ontology annotation, molecular function: FAD binding; monooxygenase activity. Lineage: Eukaryota; Fungi; Basidiomycota; Agaricomycetes; Russulales; Stereaceae. The transcript has 8 exons. The record is from RefSeq and is a predicted model, not a curated record.
AUGACAGAACCAAGUCGGCGAACAGUCCCUCUUCCGCUCGAUUUUAUCAUUGUGGGUGGAGGGCUCGCAGGGCUCGCCGUUGCUCAUGCACUCUGCUCUACCGGUCAUCGUGUACGGGUAUUUGAGAAGUCUCGAGGAACGAGCCGCUGGGCUGCUGGAAUUCGACUUCCUCCCAAUGGGAUGUUGGUGUUGCUGAAAUGGGGCGUUGGGGAGAAGGUCAAGGCAAAAAGUGUGAAGUGCACAGCGACUGAUUUCGUGGAUAUGGGGAGCGGGGCACGUCUCGGAGCCUUAGAAUGGAGAGAAGAAGUCAUGAAGGAGCUGGGAGCACCGUUCUACAUGAUUGCACACUCCGACAUGCACAGUAUUCUCUGCGAGCUCGCUCUUUCAUCCGGUGCUGAAGUGCAUUUCGACACUCCCGUCGCUUGCGUCAACCCAGGGGACUCAGACGAUCUGGAUGAUACAACUCUCGGGAGUACCUCAUCUGAGGGAAGGCCGUCAAUUACGCUCGCCAACGGCGAAGUCAUACAUGCAGACAUUAUCAUAGGCGCGGAUGGGGCCGACAGCAUCGUAAGGCCCCUCGUCGACGAGGUCCUCAAAGUAGGGGAACCAUCGCGUACGUCGAUUUACCACGGAUCGAUACCCGUUGCCACGAUGCAAGCGGACCCGAACCUGGCCUCUAUUAUCCGCGACCUUCAGAGUCCACACUGGCUGGGAACAUCCUCUUUGGUUCUUUCAUACCCCGUGAGAUCCGGAGAGGAGUAUAACGCGACUUUCUGGGUCCCAGAGCCCAUACCGAGAGGAGCACCACAAGGAUGGGAUACACCCGUAUCCUCCCGAGAUGUCAAGUAUCCGGCCAUUGAACCUCGGAUCACAGCCCUCCUCGGUCACAUCCCAACACUUACUCGGGUUUCCCGCGAUGAAAGGGGGCAAGCGGAAUCGUUCGUGGAUGAGUCUGAACGGAUCGUUCUUGUCGGUGAAGCGGCUCAUCCUCUAGGGCCCUGCGGUAUGCCGGUUUUGAGCGCCGUUCUUGAAGAUGCUGCUGUACUGGGUGUUCUCUUCUCCCGACUCCGGAGCCACGACCAGAUCUCACCUCUCCUCUACGGUUAUGAAGACCUCCGUAAACCACGUCGAAACACGUUAGCGGACCUCGAAGACGCCAACCACUACAUCAUCAUGCUUCCGCCCGGACCAGAGCGUGAUUUCCGAAACGACGCGUGGAAUAGGUGGAAGAAGGCGGCGGAGGCAAGAGGAGAUGCAGAAAUUGAAGAAGGAGAGCUGGAACAACAAUUUGCUGAGCUUUGCGGAGUGUGGGGAUAUGAUGCGAUUGAUGCUGCGGAGGAUUGGUGGGUACAGUGGGGGAUGUUGCGAGAACGGGCGUUGGGUAUGGGUGGCGGUGGCGUAUUGGAUGGAACGGUGCGGAUGGAGGUUGUGGGCAGUUCAUGA